This is a messenger RNA of Nicotiana attenuata, 2792 nucleotides long. Its product is annotated as BTB/POZ domain-containing protein At3g44820. Bases 322 to 2220 code for a protein of 632 amino acids. The transcript has 4 exons. Gene Ontology annotation, molecular function: protein binding. The record is from RefSeq and is a predicted model, not a curated record. Lineage: Eukaryota; Viridiplantae; Streptophyta; Magnoliopsida; Solanales; Solanaceae.
GGGGGGAGGGGGAAGAAGCUUAGCUGUAAGAGAAGGGGGACCAAUGAUUAUGAUUGCUUUUUAUGUGUGUAAUUAAUUGAGUAGAUUCUUGUAAGACCACUUAAGGUUUGACUCAUUGGAAUUCUCUUAUGUGGUUCCCAUGUUUGGUGGUUUGCUUUUUUCCGUUGAUGGGGUUCGUUUAAUUUUGGUUAUUAAAUGUUAAGAUCAUAUGGGUAUCAUAAGUUUUUUUCAAUUGAAUUCAGGAGAAUUUGUGUUGGAGAAAGUAGAAACUGAGUGAAAGGUUGAAUAAAGAGAGGUGUGUUGUGGAGUUUGGAUCUUGUGAUGGCACCUGCUGGGAAGGUUACUGGAUUCUACCGUGAGGGAGAUGACUGGUUUUGCAAUGCAAGUUUGGUCAGUGAUGUUACCUUGGUAGUGGAUGGAGUAAACUUCCACCUUCACAAGUUUCCACUUAUGUCAAGAUGUGGGAGGAUUGCCAAAAUACUAGAAGCAGCUCAAGGUCCGCCUGAAGGGACUUUGCUGACAACUUUAGAAGACUUCCCUGGUGGGAGUGACAUAUUUCUGGUCGCUGUUAAAUUCUGCUACAGUAUUCGAGUUGAAUAUACCCCAAGGAACAUAGUAAUGAUUUAUUGUGCAGCAGACUACUUAGAGAUGACGGAGGAGUAUGGAGAAGAUAAUUUACUGUUGAAGGCAGAUGCUUACUUUCAUAAGAAUACUAUAAGGAAUUGGAAAGAUUGCAUAUUGGCUCUCCAAACUUGUGAUCCUGUCAUUCCAAGAGCAGAUAAGCUAGAGAUCAUUAGUAAAUGCUUGAAUGCGCUCUCUGUGAUGGUCUGCACAGAUCCUAGUUUAUUUGGAUGGCCUAUGUUGAUGUAUGGCAGCUUACAGAGCCCUGGAGGUAGUAUAUUGUGGAAUGGAAUUAACACUGGUGCUAGAAUCCAAACCACUGAAUCUGACUGGUGGUUCGAAGACAUCUCAUAUCUUUCUGUACCAUUAUUUCAGAGACUAAUUCAAACCAUGGAAGCCAGAGGUAUUAGACAUGAAAAUUUAGCAGGUGCUAUGAUGUACUACUGUAGAAAGUACCUUCCGGGACUUGGCCGGUGGCAGAGUGGGCAAAGUGGUAAAACUAGAACAGUUGCUAGUUUCAGUAUGACACCCGCUGCCGUUGAUCAGAAAGUUCUCCUAGAAAGUGUUGUGAAACUGCUUCCUGAAUUGAAGGGAAAAUCUUUUUGCCGUUUCUUGUUGGGACUUCUGCGAGUUGCGUUGAUUCUUGGUGUGAACCACACAUGCCAGGACUCGCUGGAGAGGAGAAUAGGAAUGCAAUUGGACCUAGCGUCCCUUGAUGGUUUGCUGAUACCUUCCUACUCAGAUUCUGAUACAUUAUAUCACACUGACUGUGUUGAACGAAUGAUUCAUCAUUUUAUAUCUUCUGAACCUGGGGUCGCCGCAACACCUGUUCCAUCUUCAUUUGAGAUAGGAACAUCACCAUCAUCUCACCCUUUAAGGAGAGUGGCGAAGCUGGUAGACAGCUAUAUUGCAGAAGUUGCAUCUGAUGUGAACCUAAAACCUGGAAAAAUUCGUUCACUUGCUGAAGCUCUCCCAGAAUCUUCAAGAUCUCUGCAUGAUGGGCUAUAUAGAGCUAUAGAUAUAUACUUUAAGGCACAUCCUUGGCUCUCAGAUAAAGAGAAGGAGCAGCUUUGCAACAUAAUCAACUUUCAGAAGCUCUCUAUUGAUGCUUGCGCACAUGCAUCCCAGAAUGACAGGUUGCCUCUUCGAGUAGUUCUCCAAGUCCUGUUCUUCGAGCAAUUGCAACUGAGAACAGCUCUAGCUGGCUGCCUUCAUGUCUUGGAUACAGAAAGUGCCCCUGCAGCUCCUCUCACUGUCACUGGCCCCAGUGAUGUGGCAGGUCAAGUUGUUCAGAGAGAUGGAUGGGUGACAGUCGUGCGUGAGAACCAGGGUCUAAAGGUGGACUUAGAAAGGAUGAAGUCCAGGGUUGGUGAACUUGAAGAAGAAUUCAGCAAGAUCAAACAAGAGAUGAGAAAGGUCACAAAGUCGCACAGUUACCUCAGUUCCCCACGCUUUCUUGCCCGAAAGAUUGGAUGCAAGCUGCUUCCCCAAUCGUCAGACACUCAACCAGAUGUGGUUGAAAGCACUGGUCCAACCCCAAGAUCAUCCAUAGAGCAACCGAGAAACUCAAGACACCGUAAAAGUUCCUCUUUGUUUUGAUUUUAUGAUGAAAAGACUCGGGUUGGACAUCCAUACAACUGAAGAAUGGUCUUCAGAAAUAUUUAUCCAUUGCCCCAGAAAUUUUGGGUUACAUGUUUGGAAAAGAUUCAUCCCAUGAUAAUUGGAGGCACAAGCACCUUAUAUUUCCCUCAGAGAGACCAAAUAGAGUUUGUUACAUAACAUACAACCCUCACGCUUGGACCAAAGAACAUACAACCCUCACUCCAAUUUUGGAAUGGUGAAAGCCUGAUCGCAGAAGCUGGUACUCUCUUGUUGAGCAUUAUGAAUCUUAUACAAACAUAGAACUCAGCUGAUACUUAGUAAAUAUAUGUUCCUUCCUUGGAACAAUACAAUAGGACUCUGAUGUCCAAAUUCUCCCUUAUACAUGUACAGCUUCAUGAAGAGCUCUGUAAAGUGACAUGAUGAAGGUAUUCGUGUUUUGUUUUUCAAAAGUAUACAAGUGUAUGUGCUAACUGUGGCCAUAAAAUCGAGGUCCAAACACUUUAUUGCGAUGGGACCAAUUAUUUCCUAAAAGAAGUAUGUAUCGUGCUUCACGUUCAUUAUUUUCAAUU